Molecule: messenger RNA, 1716 nt
Organism: Saprolegnia parasitica CBS 223.65
Lineage: Eukaryota; Oomycota; Saprolegniomycetes; Saprolegniales; Saprolegniaceae
Exons: 5
Coding region: 1-1716 (571 amino acids)
Source: RefSeq, a predicted model, not a curated record
AUGAGCAGCGCCAUGGCGGCCGCAUACGGCUCGUGCGCCGACGACAUGAAGACGCCGACGAAGGUGCUCAACAUCAUCUCGCUCAUCUUGUCCGCGGGCGCCUUUACGUACAAGCUCCAGCGCGCACAGAGCCGGCGGUUCCCGGCGAACCUCGCGAUGCUCACAUGCGGCUACUCGGUGCUCCUCGCCGCGACCAUGGUGCUCGAUAGCAUCCGCGACCAGUCGACGCCCACGUCGCACGGUAGCGUCGCGACCUGCCGAGUCCUCGGCCUCGCCUACCAGUUUUUCGCGUCGCUUGUCGUGUGGAAUUGGAUCCUAACCAUUGUCGUCUUGUACAUGGUGCUCGGGCGCCAGCUGCCGUACUCGGUCGUGGGCUCGUACGACUCGAUGUACUACUGCCUCUUGAGCUGCGUGCCCUCGAUCCUGCUCGCGCUGGGGCUCUCGCGCAACGCGUUUGGCUUCAACGCCGAGACCAAGACGUGCUGGAUCGCCCGCCCGCGCCAUGCGUUCAUGCUCUUUUACGCCCAGCUGCUCUUUGGCCUCGUCGUCUUCCUCGCCAUGGUCCCGUCGCUUGUCCGCCGCCUUCGAUCGCACCCAGAGCUCUACGCGCCGUUCGCCAACUGCGUUUACACGGCACUCACGGCCACGGUUCUGCUCUUGUACGGCGUCAACCUCGUCUUGAUGGACAACAACCCCACGAAUGCAUACGUGCAUGCGACCAUGGCCACGUACUGUGGCCUCCACGGCAUCGAUCUCUCCCUCUUUGGGGCCGUCUCGGCGCUUCUGCACCUUUGGCCGUCGUACUCGGACCUUGCGCCGGGCUCGGACGAGAAGCCGUGGCCCCAUGACGAACCGGAGACCGUCGACGAAAGCCAGCGCCCGCAGAUGGCGCGGACGCCGUCGCACCACUCCCUGCCCGAGUCGCGCCACUCGCUCGCGUCGUCGCAGCCGUCGUCGGCGGCCAAGUCGAAGGCGUCGUCGCGCCCGGGGUCGCACGCGAUUCUGCGGUCGUACGUCAUGCCAGCCGUCUCGCCGGUCGCGGCGCUAGACACGCGGCCGCACAACCACCCGGACCUCUGCCAGUCGGCGUUCGACUCUGCGUGUGGCACCGCGGUCUCGGUCCCGCCGGACUUUCAGGUCCGCUUGGUGCAGCAGGAAGCCACCGUGGCGUACACGAAUUUGAUGCUCGGGUACGUCCGCGACCAGCUCAUGGCCGAAGGCUUCGACAUGAGUUCGCGCGAAAUGAGCACGUUUCUCUCGACGUUGACGCGGUCGGUGCUCGCGUCGAGCCGCUCGAUGGCGAGCACGAACCCCAACACGCUCGACGUGCGUCUCGUGCAGGCCAUGGAGCGCUACCGGCGCGAGCAGCAAAACUCCACCGAGCUCUCAUUGACGUCGACGUCGACGUCGCAGUACAAUACCGCGUCGAGCUCCAAGAAGAGCGUGCACUUUAAGGACUUGGAUCUGGACGCGCGGCUCGCGAUGGCGCGCGAGCGAUAUGCGCGCGAACAGACGUUCAUCAUGGGCAACACGGAGCUCUCGACGUCGUCGGUCGAGUCGAGUCCGCGCUCGAGCAUCGGCAAUGAUCUCGACGCGCGCUUGGCCGCUGCCCGCAUGCGCUACCUCAACGAUGAUGACGAUAAUGACGAUGACGACGAUUUGGACAGCCUCUACGAAGGCGACUCGGACGACGAGCACAGCGCCGCCACGUCCUAG